UUUUUUUUAGAAUCUUGGAUUGAAUUGAGUAGCGCUGCCACUAUGGCUGGUGUGAAGAGCCCUGAUCGCAUAACUCCCUUGCCCUUCUCAAAUGGUGAGGAAUAUUUGCGUUUGUUACGUGAGGCACAACGUGAAUCCAAUCACUCUAGCCGUGUUGUUUCUUUGGCUAGCUCUAGACGUGAUACACCUCAUGAUAGUCCAAAGUCGCCACCGAAUACUCCAAACACUGAACGUUGUCCUGACGAAGAGCUUAAAAAUGUCUACAUAAAUUAUUGGAGCAAAGAGGGUGAAACCCAAAAAGAUACUGAUUGGUUGGAUGAGUGGAGCAGUCGACCCGAUCAACAACCACCAAAAGAUUGGAAGUUUGAACAUCCACAGAAAAAGAAGAAGGGUCCUGGUUACUCCAUUCGACUUACACGUGUUGGAAAGAAUUCUCUCUUUUCACGAGAAAUUUUGUAUUCGCUUAUAGUGUCAAAUGUCUUGUCUUUGUUGUUGGGCGCUGGUCUAGGUUUGUGGCUAAGCAAGCGUGGUAUACUUUUGACUCGCGUCGUCAUUGACUGAACUUCUUUUUAAGUUUAUUUAAUAUUGUUUUUUACGAAAAUAUCAUCUUACAUUUUUAUCUUAAUACACUAAAUAUUAACAAUAAAGAUUUAAAUAUGUAUUUCUUGUAAGAGAAAAUCGAAAGCAA
Molecule: messenger RNA, 688 nt
Organism: Teleopsis dalmanni
Lineage: Eukaryota; Metazoa; Arthropoda; Insecta; Diptera; Diopsidae
Gene: BNIP3
Product: BCL2/adenovirus E1B 19 kDa protein-interacting protein 3
Exons: 5
Coding region: 43-561 (172 amino acids)
Biological process (GO): positive regulation of apoptotic process; mitochondrial outer membrane permeabilization
Cellular component (GO): mitochondrial outer membrane; nucleus; mitochondrial envelope
Source: RefSeq, a predicted model, not a curated record